GGGAGGUGGGACGUGGCUUGCGUUGAUGACGCGUGCCAUCGGGAGACAUUAGGACAGCCGAUGUAACCCACAUAACCGAGCAACAAAUGGUGCGUGUGCGCUGCGUGGGGACCUGAUGCUGGAGCAGGGGAAGAUGCCCCCCAAGACUGCAGCGUGGCUUUAAAGAUCUGCUGCAAAAUCCGCCACAGGAGCACGAGACGCGCCGUGUCAUCUGUUGAUCCGGAGGACUGGAGAUGUGUCCGACUUUGCACAGGUGAAGUUAGAGGAGAGUGAAAUGAUUCCAAAAUCAGGAAAAUCUCCGGCAGACUCGAGGAAAGGUGUCAGCAUCCAUGAUUUCGCAGCACUUGCCAGAUCCUCCUUCAAUGGUAUCUCUCAGGCAGUAAGGGACCAUGUGACGAAGCCCACCUCUCUGGCUCAGGGCCGAGUUGCCCACCUGAUAGAAUGGAAAGGAUGGCCCAAACCUGUGAGCCUGCCACUGGCUGCCCACUCCCACUUUAACUCCUACUGCCACCUGACUGAAGGAGAGAAGGAGGCCCGCUUUGCUGCAGGAGUGGCUGAGCAGUUUGAUAUCGCCGAGGCUAAACUGUGCGCGUGGGCGUCCAUGGAUGAUGAUGAUGACGAUGAUGAUGCUGAUGAGGAGGAGGAAGAUGGAGCACCUGCGGAUGGACAGACAUCUUGCAGACAGAGCUCAGACGCUGCCACGUUCAAUCCCGUGUCUGGAGGUCUGUGCCAGCCUGAGGUGGAAAGCAGUGAAGCCCUGCCCUCUUGUUCUCACCCGCUUUUUCGUUGCCCUGCCUCGCGCAGUGACCCACCAUCCUCCCAGACCAACUCUGCAUCCUUACACAGCGAAUGCAUGAGUCCGUUCCUGGAGGACGAGGAGGACGAGGCGGAGGAGGAGCAGGAGGGGCGGCCUGCUCCUUUACAGGGCCACCGCGGUGAGGUGUACAUCCACCAAAAGCCCGAGUGGCGGGCUCGGAGUCGGAGUAGCAGGUUCGACUCCUGCUACUCCACCUCCCACUCCGAGUCUCCUGGAGAGGAGGAUGAGGAGUACGAGGAGGAGGAAGGCAGCGUGUUCCAUGAGGUACGAGGGUGUCACCACAGCCCCAGAAGCUUCUUCUCUGACUGCGCCUCCUCGGGAGUGGCCUCAUUUGAUGAUGAGGAGGAGAAAGAUAAAGAUGAUAAGAGUGACGAGAAGGAGCGCCUGAUGUGAUGUGUUGUCCAUCGUGAUGUCGUUGAGUCGGUGUUGAUUUUGGAUGUGACAUCAUCUCUGCUGGUUUCACUGUACAUCCAUGGCAAGAUGUUUUUACAUUUAGAGAGAAGAUUCACAGGAACUAACGCAAAUAUGCAGCAGAAG
This is a messenger RNA of Thalassophryne amazonica, 1354 nucleotides long. It is a transcript of the gene fam131aa, whose product is annotated as family with sequence similarity 131 member A. Lineage: Eukaryota; Metazoa; Chordata; Actinopteri; Batrachoidiformes; Batrachoididae. The transcript is spliced from 5 exons. The coding region runs from base 275 to 1210 and encodes 311 amino acids. The record is from RefSeq and is a predicted model, not a curated record.